This is a messenger RNA of Formica exsecta, 943 nucleotides long. RefSeq names its product F-box only protein 21-like. The coding region runs from base 495 to 782 and encodes 95 amino acids. The transcript has 2 exons. NCBI's taxonomy places the organism in Eukaryota, Metazoa, Arthropoda, Insecta, Hymenoptera, Formicidae. Gene Ontology annotation, molecular function: DNA binding. The record is from RefSeq and is a predicted model, not a curated record.
UAUCUAAUAAUAAUAUGUAUGGCACGUGGAAUUUCGACAUUUUCUUCAAUUUUUUAUUUACAUGCCUUCAAUAUGAUGUUGAGAACAUAAAUAUUGAAACUGAAUACGAACAUAUUACAAAUUCAAUAGAGGUAAAUUAUAACACAUCAUAUAAUCUAAUUUAAUAUAUUCAUAUAUCAAUAUAUGAAAAGAUUAUAUUAAUUAUAAUUAUUUAUUACUUAAGCUAUUACAUUAUUUUAAAAAUUGCUUGUGUGACAAGAUAUCGAUUGAAUUUUACUAUUAUAUUUCCACAGAUUAGUUCUAAUGUGAAUCGAUCUAAAAUGAUGAAACGAUUAGAAAGGCCAAAAAAGAUUAAAUUUGCUGUUGGAAUAAUUGUAACACAUUAUACAUGGCACGAUUAUCAUUAUAAUGGCUGUAAUAAUCAUGACAGCGUUAUUAUUGGAUGGCAUCGUGAAUGUGACAAAAUGUUCUGAACCAGAUUGAAGGAGACUAAUAUGUGCCCAUAUUUACGUAAAUCCAACGGAUAUCAUUAUCACAUCUGUGGAUGUCAUCGAUUUUCAACCAAUGCCGAUCAACCGCACUACCUCCUUCUCACCGAGAAUAAUAGCAUAUGUUAUGUGCCACAAGAUCAACUAUUGAUACGUCCACCAAAAAAAAUCAAUAAUAUAGAAAUUGGAAGAUAUUUCACUAGAUUCGAAGGCACUUAUUACGUACCGAAUAAAAGCUUAAGAGAACAUUAUCCAAACGACACCGCUGCAAUAGCCAAAAUACUUGCCAAGUAGUUUUUAUUAUCUUAAAUUGUACAACUUAUAAUUUAAUAUAGAUUGCAGAAUAUUUUCGAAAACAUCUAUUGACAUUUUUCUCAAAAAUGUUUUAUUUUCGAGAUUUCGAGAGUUGUUUUUCGUAACACUUUUGGCAAAAAUAUAUUUCUCAAUUUAGCUCU